Messenger RNA from Petromyzon marinus (sea lamprey), 1506 nucleotides. RefSeq names its product nectin-1-like. Gene Ontology annotation, biological process: heterophilic cell-cell adhesion; homophilic cell-cell adhesion. The record is from RefSeq and is a predicted model, not a curated record. Lineage: Eukaryota; Metazoa; Chordata; Hyperoartia; Petromyzontiformes; Petromyzontidae. Gene Ontology annotation, cellular component: adherens junction.
UCCUUGCAUACAAAGUGAGAGCCAAGAGAAAGGCGAGCGAGCGAGUGACUUCUAGUGUCUGUGUGUGCUGGUGUUGGAGAGAGGAGAGACAAAGGCGGACGUGCGAGCAUGGAAACACUCUGCUUUGUACAGCGUGUGAUGAUAGCCGUCCAGCUGCUGCUCCUCCUGUCUGCAACUCUGGGUGCCCAGAGUGUUACAUCGAAGAUCGACCACGACAGUGAAGCGUCCGGUGGGAGCGGAGGAGACGCGAAGCUGCGCUGCGUCUACAAGGGAAGCAAGACCGCCAGACAGAUAAUGUGGGAAAAGGAAACAAAUCAAGAGAGUGUGUACAUAGCAAGUCGCCAUGAUGAUAAAAGUCACGUGUUUGAUGUUACGUUACAAGGGCGCCUGACUUUCCUUGGCCAAGGAAACAACGAUGCCACCAUCUUAAUCCGCACGCUGCGUGCCUCGGACAGCGGAACCUACAUCUGCAAAUUCAUGACAAUGACAGGGCUUUUGGAGGCGAAGAUCAACCUCAUCGUGGUCGUGACGCCAGAGGUGACGUUGGCGUUGGGCCCGGCUCCCUUGGUGUCCGGUGGCGGCGCGUCUCAGCUGGCGGCGACCUGCGUAGCGGCCAACGGGAACCCCGCGGCGAGUGUAGCCUGGACCCUGAAGAACGUCUCGGGGAGCCACUUUCACUUUGACGCCAUGAAGGUUGACGCGGGCACCAUCAUCGAUCACAAAAAUGGCACCAUCAGCGUGACGCGGGAGCUGCGGUUGGAGCCGACGAAGGAGAUGCACAAAGCGUCGCUCGCGUGCGUCGUGACGCAGCCUGGGAAUGUCAAUCGGAUCGAGAAAAUCGUCGCUCUCGAUGUGCACUACAAGCCGGAGGUGACGGUCAGUGGAGUCACUGGCCCCAUGCAAGAGGGAAGCGCCAAGGUCACUCUCAGCUGUCGUGCCGACGCCAAUCCCAGCGCGAAGUACUCGUGGAUGAGGAAUGGUACACAUAUGAAUGGCUCUGGCCACAACACGCUGACUCUAGAUCGUGCUGUGAGUAACUCCGGGAUUUACCAGUGCAUUGCUGUGAACUACAUGGGCUCGGACGCUGGCGAGAUCGAAGUCAACAUCACCCACGCGCAAGAUGGCAAUGAGCCCUGUAUCAUAGCUGUUGCCAUCGUAGUGCCACUGAUGGCGUUGGUGGCCGUGGUCGGAGCCAUUUACUUCUUCCGCAAGAAAGGCAGUCCUGUCACGAACCGCAUGCAACAUCUGGAUGAGAGAAUAAUGAAUUCUACUGAAACGAGCCCACCUAACCAAGAGGCCAGUCACUACGAGCCUCUGAAGCCGCAUGCAGAGAACGCCUAUGGCAAAUUAAAUCACCCCACGUACGCGAACGCUUGAAACUGAGCACUUCGGGAACACAACGACGGCAUGCAUUACAUGGAAUUCAAAACUCAAGAGCACGGAGUACAAUCGGCAGUUACAUUUUUUCCGGCCAUGGCGACACACAAAGACCCCCCCCCCCCGCCC